AUGGGGUUGGCUCCCUCGAGGCGGCUGCUAUACGCAGAUGGCGAUGCCCCGCUAUGGCUUGUCAGCGCCUCUGUUGAGGUGCAUUUACGGCAGCAACAGCAACAGCAACAACAACAACAACAACGGUGUGCUGACGGCGGGGCACCCGUAGGCUGGAAGGGAGGUAACAUGGGCUCACCCAAGCGGUGCCCUCCAUCUCUCACGUCCUACCAGCUGCGCCUGGUGCCGCUCAUAAAACGGUACUUCCCCUCCCCCGAUAGUGUAUUGUUCCAGCAGUUGAUGGCUGCACGGGAACGUCAGCAUCCGCGGUACCACUUCCACUGCACCCAGUUCAUGGAGCCCACAGCGUAUAUUGAUCCUACGGCGUGCUACUUCGACUUGGAACUGCUGGGUGACGAGAAACGGGAGAUUGUGGGGACAGAGUCCUACAUGGAGGCCUCCCCAGCGAUCGCGGCCCCGUUUGCCUCGGCGGAAGCACUAUACAAACUGCUGGUGGAUACAACAGAGCAGAAUAUAUUUGACGACGAGGAGGCGCUCAGCGCAGCUGUGCGGGCGGGCGUGAAGGACGGUGACGGUGACAUUGAGAGCAGUGGCGGCAGCGCCAAGUCUCGCCGUGUUCGCCCCGUGCCAUGCGCUGUCGUGCUGCUGCGCCAGAACAGCUCUGCAGUGAACAUGCGGGAGCACAGUAUCACUUCGCUCGGCCUGGCGGAGGCCGUGGCGGCGGCGUCAGUGCUGCAGGAGGAGGACAAGUCGUGGCUUGUGUGGGAGGUGAAUGGAUCCCAGAUAGCUGCCUGUGUGGGUGGCUUCUACGGAUGCUGGACGUUGAAUGAGCUGGUCGGCAUUCGGGGCGACGGAGCAACACCAGCUGUGCCAUCGUCGCCACCAUGCUCGCCCGCUGGCCCCUUCGCUCUCAGCAGUGAGAGCCUUGUGGUUACGGGCUGCGUCGAGCGUGACGUUGGUGAGCGUGAACAGCCGCAUGCAUGGAUGGCUGCCUGCCGUGCAUUCGCGAAUACCAUGACGGAGUCCUGCGCCCCCCUCCAAACCAACGAGCAGCAACAGCAGCAGGAGCAGAAGCAGGUGCUUCAUGCGGGAGGCGAAGGGCAGUGUCUUCAACUCCAUCCUCUGUCUCUGCUGCGGUGCCUUGACCUCGCUUUCAUCCAAGCGGUAUCAAAUAUACCACAGCUGCAGCUGUGCCGACAAGUGCAUCUCUUCAUGGAUACACUAGAGACAUUAACGCCUGAUCCUCCUACGUUAAGCAAAUUACAGUUUUUGCAGCGACAGCGAAACAGCAAGCCAGCUUCUGUGGAGUUCGGUGAGUCACAGCCCUUAAGGCCGAUAGACUACGGCCCUGCGUUAGAAGCCGCAUACGCAACCGGCGCAGGGUAUACCAUUUAUGGAACAUCAAUGGAGUCAACAGGGGGAGAUUCUAAUCAACCACACGUGAGCGGGGCUUCCUGUGAAUAUAGCUCAGAGCCCAACGCAUUAACCCCACCGCCUCUGGUAGCGCUUCAGCAGAGGGGCAUCUGCAGCUACUUUGCAGAUGGCGCUGUGGUGCUACGCCUCACCAACUCAAAGGUCGUGGAGGCGCUGCAGAAGUUGUGGUGUGUUCCCAUUGAAGACACCACAGAAAGCCUGAUGAUGGCGCUCACCUCACGGGUGCCGCCACCGUUGGUCUACCGCGGCGAAUUGCGUCUAGCCAGCCAUGAUAAAAGUCGGACUCGAACAAUGGCUGAUAUUGUGCCAAGAAGCCUACCGUCAACCUCUGAGACCUUGCUGUUGUCAUGGACGCAGCUGCAGGCGCAGGACGUAUUUACUGUAGGCCGCGACUUUGAUGGGGCUCCGUUUUCAUCUCUCAUCGCUCCCGAACCGCCCGCAUCGCUUGGAGAAGAGGGAAUGCAGCCGAGCGUGCGGCGCUUAUCUACAGGCCGCCCGCCCAAGAACUGGAUGUUUUCCACUCCAUUGAAGGUACCAAACAUCCACGUGGCUUUCGGUGACUUGAUUCGAUGUGACCCAGUGAACCGUUGCUGGCAAGUGGAUCGCUCGUUGCGGGCGGAGGAUGUGGCGCUGUCGUGGAUGCGGCGAAUUGCCGGCAAGGCGCGUGAAGCGAAGGAUAUGGAUAUCCGAUGGCUGCGUUUUCCGCAGCCGAACUGCACAUUGGCUAAGAACGUAAAUGAAGGUGAAAACAUGGUGCAGAGCGAGGCGAAAGCUCCCAUUGUGUGUACCACGCGUUUUCGACCGUGGCAUAUUGAACACGAUGGCUACUCUUACUUUCACAGCAUUGCAAUGCGAGGCAGCGGUGGUGGCGGUGCGCCAGCGGAGCCUGUCAAGGAGACGGAGGCAACGUCAGCCAGUAGCGCCGCUGCAUCACGGUCCACUGUAAGAAAAAUGAGUAUCGCUUCCAUUUCAACGCCGCAACAUGCGGAUGGACCGGUUAACAACGGCAAAACCAGAAGGCCGAACAGCAGCGGCACCAUGGAAGAUCGUCCAGAGGCGCUAUCGCCACAGCAGCUGAACUAUAUGAACGGAGCCGGUGGCCGCCAGCCAGCCAACAACAUAAGACAGGUUCCCCCCGAUUUGCCCAUGUUUGGGAAACGGAUGCAGGGUGCACCAAACAGGUUAUCGCCACACAACAUGAAUAACAUGGGUCCCAUGAUCAAUACAGCUACCGAGUUUAGGGAUGAUCAGUCGCUGGUGAUCUCACAGCUCGUAGAAGGUUGGGGUACAGGCGAGAUCGAGCGUGCCCCCAGCUCGUACAGCAACAGCACCGUCAGCCAUAAUAUGUACUAUGGGACCAACGCCGGUUAUGCGAGCCGCAAUGGCUUCUGGGAUUUCCCGUACCAGCAGCAACAGCAGCAACAGCAGCAUCAGCAAUACUUCGAUACCGCCCCAAUGGAAUGGGAGAACCCACUAGGAAACUUUGGGUGGGGCAUGCGCAACAACUCAGGCAACAUCACCACCCCACUGCUGGGACCAUCCUGGCGGCAGCCCUCGUGGAACCAGCAGUCACCGCAGCAGCCCUCACAGUCGCCGUCGUCGGUGCACUACGCUGCUGCUAUGCCCCUCUCCACGAGUCCCUUCCCGAUGUCGACUGGAUCCCCGAACAGCUACCCAUCGCCGCUGCUGGUGCAGGUGGGGCCCGUGCCAUAUUCUGCCGCCACUGUCCCCGUGCUGAAUCACACGUGCGCCCCCAACGAGGACACCGGCGUCCUUGUCAGCAACAUUGACAGCCCCGCCCUCUCGCGCAACAGUAACCACACCCCGAGUGCGGAGCGUUCGAGGCGUGGGGUGACGCCGCCGCCGCUGGUGCGCUUGCCGCUCUCCGACGGUGCGAAGUCAACGUGGUACAAUGCACGCACCGCACGCCCGUCCGAUACCCGUGACAGUAACGCCAACGUAGACAGUGAGCGACACACAUCCCCACAAGCACGCGACGGGAACGAACGCAGCGGAUACUCGGCGAAUGACGUGCAGCUGAACAGCCCAAGGGAGGUGUGCAUGACUCCCUCCUCCACCACCAAGUCGGUGCUGCGCGUGUACAAGGAGUCAAACCAGAAGUACCGCUGGAAUCCGUACGGUGCGCUACAGCAUUCACAAAACUAA
This is a messenger RNA of Trypanosoma grayi, 3600 nucleotides long. RefSeq lists its product as hypothetical. The transcript has a single exon. The coding region runs from base 1 to 3600 and encodes 1199 amino acids. NCBI's taxonomy places the organism in Eukaryota, Euglenozoa, Kinetoplastea, Trypanosomatida, Trypanosomatidae. The record is from RefSeq and is a predicted model, not a curated record.